CAAUUGGCUUGAUUUCAUCGACUCUUACCCUCAUCAUGAAGUUAUCCUCCAUCACUCUCAUAUCUACCAUUGCACCCCUGGUGGUGUUCGCAACCUGGAAGCUUGACGCUCGCGUUCUGGCACCAGCUCUUGGUGCUAUUGGAUACGUCUGCGGCACCGGCAAUCUUCCCGGCUGCAUCAUCACCGCCGUGUCUGCAAUCAUCUUGACCGCCAUCUCUGGUAUCAACCAAGGCACGCCCUCAGGCACCGAUGGUUCUCCGGUACGCCGUGGUGAAGGCCACAGCAUCAAGCACUACCACAGCGACGGCAGUGUCUUUGACUUUCUCAAUACGACCGCGCUGGAGAAGGGCGCCUGGCAUCGCAUCAUCACCAACGGCGUUGAGCUACUGGCUUCGAAAGGCGACGACGGCAACAACAUGAUCAAAGCCUCAUUGAUUCCCAAAGGCAAUGUCAAGCGUGCCGAAGACCCCAAUGCCAUCCAGGAGGUCACCGCGCAGUGGGGUAACAGGAACUGGCCCGUCUCCAACCAGUGGUCUCAGGAAGAGAUUGACAACAUGGCUUCUCAGCUGCUCAACACCGACAACUUGGACGCGCAGGAGUACUGCAGCACCAUCUCCGAUGACACUGACGAUGACCGCUUCGACCUGUCAUGGACUUUCGACACCACGAACCAUUACCAUAACGAGUUCCCUCCCCCAUGCGGCUUCUAAGCAGUCUCUGAAUUUGCUGGAUACUAUAACCUGCCAAAGCAUGCAUGAUGCAAGCUAAGGUUAUGCUAGACGCCGUACCGAAAGACAAAGAGCGCCAGAGCGUCUGUUUUGUGAGGAAAAUAACGUAUCGUUAUCUUGAAAGCUUCCCUUGAUCUUUCCAUGUUCGUGUUUAUAGAAGACUGGUUGUGCCACAAUUUGGCCUCUUUCGAAUUAUACUAUGCUAGGUUACUUGAAUUUAUUUCUCUGCAUUAGAUUUUCGAGCGCAUUACUCGCGACUCUCUAAAAAGACAACUUAAAGUCAUGCGCUGUUUUCGUUGUCAAGUUCGAGCGGGCGGUAGUGUUCACCUGUCGUAAAAGGGAUUUUUGUGCUCUUGGAGUUUCUAUCAUACUCCUAACAGCGAUGACGGUAU
Molecule: messenger RNA, 1120 nt
Organism: Aureobasidium pullulans EXF-150
Lineage: Eukaryota; Fungi; Ascomycota; Dothideomycetes; Dothideales; Saccotheciaceae
Exons: 1
Coding region: 36-710 (224 amino acids)
Source: RefSeq, a predicted model, not a curated record